UACUCUAAAAAAGCCAGACCAGGCCAAACAGGGAGAGGAGAAAGGUGGCCUUUGACCUUCACAAACAUUCAUGGGCACCAAAGAUGGAGGAGGGGCUCCUUGUUUCUCAGACCCAGAAGAGAAAGAAAAACAGAAAACAGAGUCAAAGUCCAAGCUGCAGUCAAAGCCAAAGCCAAAUCUGGAGCCACAGUCCAAGCGCCAGUCCAAGCCCUUUUCCACCAAGGACUCAUAACAGGACAGCACACUCCAGUAAUCAUCACUCCUCGUCCUACACCCAACCCCACACUCACUCCCACUAUUCCCAUAACUCCAACCAUCAUCACUCCAACAGUUGUCUUAACAGAAGGAAGGCAACAGGGCUAGCAAAAAGAAAGGCCAAGAAAGGCCUGUCACCAAACAGAAGGAAAAAACGAGCAGAUAGAAGAGCUCCAGCCCUGAAGAGAAAGAUCCCAGUCCUCUGGAGCAGGGGAAGCAGCCUCCACAGAGACAGAGACAGGCUCUGGGGCAGCCACACAACCUUUAGCCUGGAGAGCAGCAGGGACAGCUCCAGGGAGACACCCACAGAUGAGACACCUUGCUGGGCAGGAGAACAGAGAUUCCUGGGAAGGAGAGAGGCAGUGACACCCGGUGGGCAGUGCAGACCAAUGGAGAGGCCCUCAAAAGCCUCACAGAGUAGGGGCAGCACCUGGAAGGGGCUCCUGAUCAUCACAGCCACCAUCCUCAGCUGCUGGAUCCAGCCAAUGUCUGCUCAGGAUCUCAUGGUUGAACUAAAACCAGCCCAGGGGAAAGUAGGGGACACCGUCACCCUGAAUAUCCUGGAUUACUCUGGGAGUGCUCUUAUGUACAGUUGGUACUAUAAGCCAUCAACACGGAAUUCCAAGGAGAAACUCAUCUUGAGGUACUCUCCUGGUUCUACAUCUCAGACACCAAACAAUACCCGACAGAAGGUACACCCUAAUGGCUCCUUGAUCAUCCCCAACCUUGUCCUCAGUGAUUCUGGUGACUAUAAAGUACAGAUCAAAGAUUCCUCUUCAAAGAUACUUAGAGCAAGAGCCCCACUGAAGGUGUAUGGUACCUUGAUGAAACCCAACAUAACUCUCAAAAACAAUGGCAUAAUCCUAGAGAAAGGUAUUGUGGUCUUCACAUGUAACACAGAGAAGAGUAAAUUGCCAGAUAUUCGGUGGUACUUCCAAAAUAAGAACUUGAUUCGCAAUGACAGGAUGACUCAGCCUCAGACUAACAAGACCCUCAUUAUUUUACCUGUGAAGAGGGAAGACAGUGGAGCUUAUCAAUGUGAAGUCUGGAAUCCAUUCUUUGCCAAUAUAAGUGACUCAUUCAAUCUGACUGUCAUCUAUGGACCUGAACCAAUCAAGAUUUUUCCAAAGCCUGUUCAUGGGCAGAUUGAGGCCUUAUUCAACCAGAAUCUGACUUUAGAGUGUCAGGCUAGUUCUGAACCACCGGCCCAGUAUACAUGGCAAGUGAAUGGUUCUUCUAGAGCUGAAAAUUCAGGAAACACUUAUACUAUCUCCCAAGUAUCUUGGGAGCAUGCAGGGACAUAUACGUGCAUGGCAAUGAACAACAUCACCAACAGUACAAUCUCUAGAAACACCACAAUCAGAGUAUAUGAGGAUUCAGGCGGCUCCAAAUUAUCUGGAAAGGUCAUUGCUGGCAUUGUGACUGGAGUCAUAGAGAACCUGAUGAAACCCAACAUACCUAUUAAUAGCACCAGCAACAUCAUAGAGAAUGGCACCAUGGUGUUGACGUGUAACACAGGGAAUGAAUAUUUGAUCAUAGCCAGAGAGAAUGCUGGCACCUGAGAAAUGGAGAAUCUUUUUGUAGAGCAACCAGGAGGCCAGUGUUAUCGAAAGGAAUAGUUCACUGGAUGGGCUGUAGGAAAGAAGAUAUUCUAAAACAAAUGGUUUGAAAGAAAAAGGCAUCAAUAAAAAUAAAAUUUGUUCAAAAAAUAAA
Messenger RNA from Monodelphis domestica (gray short-tailed opossum), 1968 nucleotides. RefSeq names its product cell adhesion molecule CEACAM6-like. The record is from RefSeq and is a predicted model, not a curated record. NCBI's taxonomy places the organism in Eukaryota, Metazoa, Chordata, Mammalia, Didelphimorphia, Didelphidae.